Messenger RNA from Podospora anserina S mat+, 1539 nucleotides. RefSeq lists its product as uncharacterized. The transcript has 3 exons. Gene Ontology annotation, molecular function: NADH dehydrogenase (ubiquinone) activity; quinone binding; NAD binding. The annotation marks the transcript as partial. Lineage: Eukaryota; Fungi; Ascomycota; Sordariomycetes; Sordariales; Podosporaceae. The record is from RefSeq and is a predicted model, not a curated record. Gene Ontology annotation, biological process: mitochondrial electron transport, NADH to ubiquinone.
CGCCGGAGAAGAGGCCGCAUCUGCGCGAGUACGCAAUCCGGCCCCCCUAACCGACGACACCACUUCAAUACCCCCCCCCCGAAUCCCCUCAGAGAAAUGGCGUCGCUGUACAGGCUCGCCGGCCGCAGCGCCAAGCGCCUCUGUCAAAGGCCAUCGUCGCCCUUCCUCACCACCCCGGCCUUCCCUGCUUCCCGCGCCUUCUCCGCCUCGGCCCUCCGAAGAGCUGGCGAGAUCACCUGGGAGGGCACCCGCCUGACCCCUACCAACCCCGACUUCGAAGCCGUCGCCGACCCCUACAAGCACAUCAUCGGCGCCCGGGAGGAAGCCCCCUCAAAAGUCCCUCUCGACACCGAGAACUCGGUCGACGACCGCAAGGUCCGCCACUACACAGUCAACUUUGGUCCCCAGCAUCCUGCCGCCCACGGCGUGUUGCGUUUGAUUCUGGAGCUGUCUGGUGAGGAGAUCGUCCGUGCCGAUCCUCACGUUGGUCUUUUGCACCGUGGUACCGAGAAGCUGUGCGAGUACAAGACAUAUCUCCAGGCCCUGCCUUACUUCGACCGUCUCGACUAUGUUUCCAUGAUGACCAACGAGCAGUGCUUCUCGCUCGCUGUUGAGAAGCUAUUGAACGUCGAGAUUCCCGAGCGCGCCAAGUUCAUCCGCACCCUGUUUGGCGAGAUCACCCGUAUCUUGAACCACUUGAUGUCCGUCUUGUCGCACGCCAUGGAUGUUGGCGCUCUUACACCUUUCUUGUGGGGUUUCGAGGAGAGAGAAAAGCUCAUGGAAUUCUAUGAGCGCGUCUCUGGCGCCCGUCUCCACGCUGCCUAUGUCCGCCCCGGCGGUGUCCACCAAGACAUCCCCAUGGGUCUCCUCGACGACAUCUACCAAUGGGCGACGCAGUUCGGCGACCGCAUCGAUGAAACUGAAGAAAUGCUGACGGACAACCGCAUCUGGAUCAACCGUCUCAAGGGCGUCGGCGUCGUCUCGGCCGCCGAGGCCAUCAACCUCUCCUUCACGGGCGUCAUGCUCCGCGGCUCCGGCGUCCCCUUUGACAUCCGCAAGUCCCAGCCCUACGACGCCUACGACCAAGUCGAGUUCGACGUCCCUGUCGGUGUCAACGGCGACUGCUAUGACCGCUACCUCUGCCGCAUGGAGGAGUUCCGCCAGUCGCUGAGAAUCAUCCACCAGUGCCUCAACAAGAUGCCUGCUGGUCCUGUGAGGGUGGAGGAUUACAAGAUCUCGCCUCCCCCCAGGAGCGCCAUGAAGGAGAACAUGGAGGCCUUGAUUCACCACUUUUUGCUGUACACCAAGGGGUAUGCGGUGCCGCCGGGGGAUACCUACUCUGCGAUUGAGGCGCCGAAGGGUGAGAUGGGUGUUUAUGUUGUGAGUGACGGGAGCGAGAGGCCCUACCGGGUGCACAUUCGGGCGCCUGGGUUUGCGCACUUGGGUGGGUUUGAUCACAUUUCCAAGGGGCAUUUGCUGGCUGAUGCUGUGGCGGUGAUUGGUACGAUGGAUUUGGUGUUUGGUGAGGUUGAUCGGUAA